Engraulis encrasicolus (European anchovy) is the source of this 1776-nucleotide messenger RNA. RefSeq names its product ankyrin repeat domain 34Ba (gene ankrd34ba). Gene Ontology annotation, molecular function: protein binding. Bases 1 to 1776 code for a protein of 591 amino acids. The record is from RefSeq and is a predicted model, not a curated record. NCBI's taxonomy places the organism in Eukaryota, Metazoa, Chordata, Actinopteri, Clupeiformes, Engraulidae. The transcript has a single exon.
AUGGCAGACCAAGCUGCAGACGGAGCCCCAGCCGUGCACACGGACGGCAGUCCCCUCCUGAAGGCCGUCUACCUGAGCCGCCUCCGCCUCACGCGCCUGCUGCUGGAAGGUGGCGCCUACAUCAACGAGAGCAAUGACCUCGGCGAGACACCGCUCAUGGUGGUCUGCAAGAGCAAACACGUGGACCAGCAGAGCGUCCCCAGAGCCAAGAUGGUGAGAUACCUCCUGGAGAGUGGCGCCGACGCCAACAUCCAGGACAAGAGCGGGAAGACGGCGCUGAUGCACGCGUGUCUGGAGCGAGCCGGGACGGACGUGGUGGCCCAACUCCUGGAGGGCGACGCCGACCCGAGCCUGGAGGACCACUCUGGGUCGUCGGCGCUGGUCCAUGCUGUCAACGCCAAGGACAAGGACACGCUGAGGAUGCUGAUGGACGCCUGCAAGGCCAAGGGCAAAGAGGUCAUCAUCAUCACCACCACCACCACGUCCAUGGAGAAUGUGGCCAGUGGUGGUGGUGGUGGGAAACAGGUGACCAAGCAGUAUCUGAAUGUCCCCCCAAUGGCUGCACUGGAGAGAUGGGACCAGCUGAACCCGCCGGCACUCUCCUGUACCUCGCCGUCCGACAUUGAACUGCAGACUUCGGAUGGUGGCAACAGCGCGACAAACCCUCCAGGUGCCGUGCCAAAGCAGGUGUUUUCGUUUCAAGACUGCAACGGCGUGACCAUCUCCCAGCCCAACUCGCCCUGCCGCCAGUGGGGCGAGCCGCGGAAAGUCCUGGAGAAGUCGGCCCACCACUUGCAGCGUCUGAACUCGGAGCCCUGGUUGCAGAUCCCCCCGUCCUUCCUGGCCCAGCAGCAAGGUCUCGCCACACCACCUCCCAUUGAAGACCUGCCUGACAUCUCUCCAGAGGAGGAGCUGCUGUUCAGAAUGAAGCAGAUGGCGUUUAGCAGUGGUCCCCUCACACGACACUGGAGCAUUGAUCUGAGAGAGGCUGGCGGUUUGAGCCAGGCAGGCAAGGUCAACGCAGACCAAGGAGAUGGCGGAAUCGGCACUCGAGUUUCCAGGCAGGAGUUUGGUUUGACUCCCGGACGAAAGAUGUCCUUCGAUGGCUUGUCUUCAUCGCACUCCCUCUCACACCCAAACCUUCACGCCAGGACCACAGCUGAGCCCGCGGCAGUGGCGUUGGACAGGGGGCCAGACAAGUCCCUCCCAAACUUAGCCGUUUCAAGCCUCCGCAACAUCAUCUCCAGACGGAACCUGGGAAUGGAGCACUACAACUCGGACUCUCAGCUGUCGUUCCAGAACGCGAACUCCUUGGAGGACUUGAAGGGUGCAGUGGACAGGAAGAGGCUGGUGACGUCUCGCUCCUCCACCCUCGUGGGCUCCCGGGACUCCCUGGAGGGCAAUCCGCUCGCACACGCACACGUCCCCCAGAGGAGACACCCCGUCAGUUUGGAGCAAAGGCUGUCCGCGGCCCAAUUGUCCGAUCUACCUUCUCUCCCUCGUCAAGGGUACCUUCCGCCGCUCAACCAACAUACCCUCAACCCUUGUAUGGUUGGAGUGAAUUCCACCUUGAAUACCCCUGCUUCCUCAACCAUGCUCGCAAACAACAGACUGGGGUGUGGCACACUGUCAGCAGUGAAGCCUUGCUACCCACCGCAGGCGCCUGCUGGCUUUCUGAAGGACCAGAAGAACAGGAGGAUGCUCCUGAGGAGGCACUCGAUGCAAACGGAGCAAAUCAAACAACUUGGGGACUUUACAGAGAUCUACGGACACUGA